AUGAAAUUCACAAUUGUAGUUUUUGCAUUUAUUGCAAUCUUCGUUUUGGCUAUGGGAAAUUCAAUCCAAGAAGAUGUCGGCGACGAUUCAACUGACGAGCCACUAGGACGUCAAGGAAGAUUAACUUGCGAUUUCUUUGGAAGUACUCGUUUUUGUGUUGCUAAUUGCUGGCGUUUGGGAUUCAAAGGUGGCUGGUGUGACUCACGAAAUGUUUGCAACUGCCGUCGAUAA
Chironomus riparius is the source of this 231-nucleotide messenger RNA. NCBI's taxonomy places the organism in Eukaryota, Metazoa, Arthropoda, Insecta, Diptera, Chironomidae. The record is from the annotation of a GenBank genome assembly.